Ustilago hordei is the source of this 1578-nucleotide messenger RNA. RefSeq lists its product as uncharacterized. Gene Ontology annotation, biological process: protein dephosphorylation. The transcript has a single exon. Gene Ontology annotation, molecular function: protein phosphatase regulator activity. The record is from RefSeq and is a predicted model, not a curated record. Lineage: Eukaryota; Fungi; Basidiomycota; Ustilaginomycetes; Ustilaginales; Ustilaginaceae. The coding region runs from base 1 to 1578 and encodes 525 amino acids. Gene Ontology annotation, cellular component: protein phosphatase 4 complex; cytoplasm; nucleus.
AUGACAACCGACACCCAACCCACCCUACCACCCUCAUUCGAAUUCAAACCCCAACACCUAACUCAACUCCAACACAUAGCUCUCACAGACGAAUUCUCCCACGACGACCAACCAACAUCCUCAUCCUCUACGACUACUCCUCCUUCCACUAACACCCAGCCCGAGAUUUCAAGCGGGAGUUAUGACUGGGUAGAAUUAAAAGAUGCGAUCAAGUACCGAAUCAAGUUUUGCCUCGAAGAAGAAUUCGGCCGCGAGGGGGGGAUGGAGCUGCACCCCGCGGCAAAGUUGAUACCGCUCUGCACUGAAGGUAGUGGCUUUGGAGAGGUGGCUAUGCAAGCGGCUUCCGCAGCGGUGGAAGAAGAGUCGGAGAAAGGAACGGAAGCACAGGCGAAUGGAUCCACUUCUUCGGCUCGAGUACCGUACGUCUCCCCAGCAAACACGCAGAACUUCUAUCCCUCCAAACGUCCAUGCUCCUCCACCACCGCCACCAUUUCGCCCCUUUCGCCUGCGGAGGUCAACUCUGCACUAAACACCCUAUUAAGCAUGCUGGACGACUUUGAUCUCCAACCACCAUUUACAAUCCAACGUCUUGCCGAACUUGUUGUUUCGCCUACUACGCACUACAAUUCCGCGAAGAAAUGGAUCGGUGCUGUGAAACGCUGUCUCUCGGUCACCGCGACAAGAGACGCUUUCCCAAUAAGCCCAGUUCAAGGCCCGGUAGGGAUGAACGGCGUUGAUACAGCACAGCAAGCAGGGGUGGAAGAGAUGAGCGAUAUUGAAAUGGAUCGAAUGGACGGUUUAUCGCCCUCCUCCUCAGCCGGGUCGGUGGGCGGUAGGAGUAGGAGUUCAAGCAUCGCAAGUACUACCGAGCCACUUUUCUCGCCAAUACCUUUUAUUGUUAGGGACGAAAACAGAAAUCUCACCCAUCCCAAUACCGCAGCUGGAGGCGAUGGAGAGGAGGCGCAGCAGAUUCCAGAUUUAGAGUUAGGUGGGGCGGAUAGAACGCAUGCCACAAACGAGACGCCGAAAGAGGUGAUUGAUGUUGCUCCCAUUCCCACCUCCAAAUCUCCUAUUGUAGCAAAUGCGGAGGAGGAAGAUAAGAAGGUACAGCUGGAGGAUGUGGCAAUGGAAGAAUCAAAGACGGAGGAGACACCCCUAGAGGGGAAGAGUUCGGAUGUGGGGAGUGUAGCUGCUGCUGUUGAUGCGACUCAAUCUUCAGUUUCGUCUGCUGUGGACGCUGUUGCAGCUCAGGAUGAAAAGGUUGCAACACCGCCUAGCGCACCAGCAGCGACAGGGACAUCAGAGCCACUUGGAGUACCGGAUGGAGAAGUGGACGAAAUCGAUAAUCCCACAAACUCGGUUCAUGCGCUUACUUCCACCACAACCACCAGCACCAGCAGCACUUCUUCUGCAUCCGACAUUGCAUCAAUCAAAAAUGCCAGUGCAACUGCCUCUGGGAUGGGGGAAGACAAGGAGAAAGAAGAGAAAGCACAGCUCCAAGAAGGGGAGGAAGAGAACAACGUACGCUCAAGUAAGAGGCGGAAGAGUGAUGCUUCUAUCGGCGACCCUCGUGACUAG